GGAAAACUUAAUGCACCAAUAAGGAAGAGUUUGAAAACUUCACAGAAAUUCUACUGCUGUCCUAUUGAAGGCUGCCCUAGGGGACCAAACAGACCAUUUUCCCAGUUUUCUCUUGUAAAACAGCACUUUAUGAAAAUGCAUGCUGAAAAGAAGCACAAAUGUGAUAAAUGUAGUAACUCCUAUGGUACAGAAUGGUAUUUGAAGCGACAUAUAGAGGUCUGUGGCAAGACUUUCCAGUGUACUUGUGGAUGCCCUUAUGCCAGCAGAACAGCAUUGCUGUCUCAUAUUUACAGAACUGGCCAUGAAAUUCCUGCAGAACACAGGGAUCCUCCUAGUAAGAAAAGGAAAAUGGAAAGCUCUGCACACAAUCAGCAGUUGGCAGAGAAAGCAAAUGAAGCAUUCAUCAAUACACACAAUAGUAAUCCUGGCACUCAGGAAUUGGAGUCCUCUGAAGUGAAACUAGUGGCCUCUCUCAAAGGCUCCUGCAAUCCUAACUUCACAAACCAAAUGCAGCCAAAGUGUAUGCCCAAGAUGCUUUUGCCAAAGCCCAGGGUGGCUUUGGUUAAACUUCCAGUGAUGCAGCUGGCUCACUUGCCUAUAUAUGUAUCUGCAACAGACUCUUCUGUCAAACCUGCUGUUGUGGCUGUUGAUAAUCAAGGUUCUGUUGUAAGUACUGUUCAUUUACUGCCUCAAUCGAUAGGAAUUCUGAUUCCAGCACUGGAGGCAGAAACACUUGUAUUUAAGGACAGUAUGCCUGUUUCAAAAGUGACGAAUUCUGGUCAUAACGAACCAAUCAGUACAGGUGUACAAGUUGAGUUGGAUAAGAUUGCAACGAGUAAUACAGGGCAACAGCUGGGGAAUGUUUGUCACAAGAAUAAAAUUUCAUCAAUAAAUAUACAGACUGACUUAUCUUACAUUUCUCAGACCUUGGUACCAGCUGCAGCCUGGACUCCCAGUUCAUCUGUAUCGUCUUGCUCUCAGACAGAUCUAUCGUUCAGCUCACAGGUUUCAUUACCCAUCAGUGUGCAAACACAGACACUGCUGCCUGCUUCCAAACUGACUUCAUCCAUAGCUGCUCAGACUGAUGCUUUUAGUCAGGCUUGUUUUCCAACAUGUGGCAUAUCUAGAGAGACUCAAACCAGUAGUACACAGGACUCGAUUGAUGGGAGAGUACAAAUGGACCAGGCUGUAAGGUGCAGUGACAUCUUUGACAAUGUUGAUUCGUCAUACAAUGUUUCUACUCACAUUGAACUUCCAGAGAACAAUUUAAUGCCUGCAAAUAUAGAUCAAACCUUGCUGCAAAGGAGUAAUUGCAAGAGCCUGAAUCAAGAUACAGUCAAGUCUGAAUCCCUUAUCAGCUUCAAUACACAGACUAAUAUACUUCCACCUCAAAAUACGAUGGAUAAUCAAACCCAGACAAUGGACCUACUAAACGAUCUAGAAAACAUCUUUUCAGGAAACAUGUCUGGCCAGACACUGGAUAAUCGUGGCCUUUUGUCUGAGACGAGUUCCAAUGCUGACACACAUCUGCCAUCUGGUCCAUCACAGGGCACAGGAAUAGACUUUGACAUUGAAGAAUUCUUUUCAGCAUCCAAUAUCCAAACUCAAACUGAGGAGAGUGAGUUCGGUACCCUGAACUCUGAGCCAGUUUUGGAGUCUCUGGACAUUGAAACUCAGACUGAUUUCUUAUUUUCAGAUAGUGCCACUCAAUCAUACAGCUGCCGAGGAAAUUCUAACUUCUUGGGGUUGGAAAUGUUUGAUACACAGACACAGACAGACCUGAAUUUCUUUUUGGACAGUAAUGCCCAUCUGCCUUUAGGAAGUAUUCUGAAGCAGUCUAGUUUCUCCAUGAGUACCGACUCAUCUGAUACAGAAACCCAGACAGAAGUGUAUCCAGCUACUAAAAACCUACCUACUCAGAAUAUUGAAAGCAAAGUCCAGCUCAGCAGUGCUGAAACACAGACUAUGGAUAGCUGCUUUGAAAAUCUGGGGAGUUUAUUCCUUACCAGCAAUGAGACACAAACAGCAAUGGAUGACUUUCUUCUGGCUGACUUAGCUUGGAAUACAAUGGAGUCCCAGUUCAGUUCAGUAGAAACACAAACCUGUGAAGAGCUGUGCUCCUUGUUUCACAGCUCUGACAAGCCCAGCCAUUGA
Chaetura pelagica (chimney swift) is the source of this 2154-nucleotide messenger RNA. RefSeq names its product ATM interactor (gene ATMIN). NCBI's taxonomy places the organism in Eukaryota, Metazoa, Chordata, Aves, Apodiformes, Apodidae. The coding region runs from base 130 to 2154 and encodes 674 amino acids. Gene Ontology annotation, biological process: regulation of transcription by RNA polymerase II. Gene Ontology annotation, molecular function: DNA-binding transcription factor activity, RNA polymerase II-specific; transcription cis-regulatory region binding. The transcript is spliced from 3 exons. The record is from RefSeq and is a predicted model, not a curated record. Gene Ontology annotation, cellular component: nucleus.